This is a messenger RNA of Scleropages formosus (Asian bonytongue), 1940 nucleotides long. RefSeq names its product coiled-coil domain-containing protein 68-like. Lineage: Eukaryota; Metazoa; Chordata; Actinopteri; Osteoglossiformes; Osteoglossidae. The transcript has 10 exons. The record is from RefSeq and is a predicted model, not a curated record. Gene Ontology annotation, biological process: intracellular signal transduction. Gene Ontology annotation, cellular component: intracellular anatomical structure. The coding region runs from base 90 to 1064 and encodes 324 amino acids.
GAGGUGGUCCGACCCAGCAGGCUCAGGAAGCUGUGGCAUCACACUUUCCAAAGAGGAGUAAAGCACCAAGGAGUCAGGAGUCACCCAUAAUGUGGAGAAAGCUGCCUGUCGGGAGCCAAGGGUCGACGGAAGACAACCAAGACAACGUCCACUUCAGCAGAGUCUCUUACAUAAAAGAAGAGACAGAAUAUGUGAGGAAGAUUUGUUCAGAGCUGGAGAAGAUGAAGAAAAGGACGCGUGGGAGCGAAGAAGCGCCGGCAGAAACGAAGGGCCGGGGUCCGUCCGUCGGCACGCGGCAGCUCCGCGGCCGCACUUCCCCGCAUCCUCGGCAUCGGCGGGUCCUGGAGGAGCUGAACGCGAAAGAGAGCCAGCUCUCCGGCAUCCUCGCGGAGAACCGGGAACUUCGGCUAAAGCUGGAGGCCUUACGGGAGGCUGGGGCCGAGACCCUCCGAAACGCAUCCGCCAGGCUGUUCCAGCGCUACCGGAAGCAGAUGCAGGAGGAGAAGGAGGCCUAUGGUGAGCUGAAGAGGACCUUACAGACACGUAUCACGGAGCAGGAGGAUAAAUUAUCUACGCGCCUGAAACGUUUGAAGAGUCUGGAGCGAAAACUGCAGGAUAAACAGCACGAAGUCCGUGAAAUGGAGACACGCAUUGAGAGGAUGCGGGAGGAACGGAUCGCCUUGACAGCAAGGAAAAACUUAAUUGAGCACAAAACCAUGUGUAAGCUGUCAAAGGUGCACAAGCCACGUCUUGAAGCAGAGAGCUUGAGGAGUCACAAAGUGGAGAUCUGCACCUUAGGAGAAAAGAUCUGCCAUCUGGACGACGUGAUCCUCAGUCAGAGCAACAAAAUCCGCUGUUACCUGCAGCAGAUCAAGGAGCUGAAUGUAGAUCUCUCGGCCCAGGAGAGCGCAGUGGAGUCUCUCACAGAGAAGCUGCACGCUGCUCAGGCCCAGAAUGAAGAGCUGAAGUACCUGCUGGAAUUCUGGAGCAGUCAGACUCCCGAGGAGCCAGCUGGCACCGCCGCGAAGCGGGACUACGGAUGUCGGCAAGAAGUGCACUUUUAGCUCCCGGCGUUUUAUUAUAUUCCUCGGGGGUUGCGGUUUAAGCUCUUCGAGAUUGAAGGUAUACUUAAAAAGCACUCGAUUUUCACGAGAACCGGGUCGCGCGGCGGCAGUCGGCCCAGGGAAGACCGUAACUGUGGACUCGGUAAUAGAAAUGCAGUUAGAACAGCCUCCAACAAAUGGACUCCAGAAAGACGUGCUACUGAACGGAAGACGUCCGGCACACAGUCGUGACAAAACUCCUUAGAUAUACUGUACCUCGCACAGUGCGUUCAACAGAGCGUGGGUGGCCAACGGCAGCAAAGACCACAUCGACCCUAACGACUGCAGUAUUUAAUUAAAAUACCCAACAAGCAAUGUGUGUUAACCCCUAGAAGAGGAACAUCCUGGAGCAUGGUAAUAUACAUCACAAAGCAGACAGAGUGCAAACUGCGGUGCAGUAUCUAAAGACACCCAAACACACAAUGCCAUGUUUUGUCCGCCGCUAUAACGUUUUACAUUUUCUUUGCUCUAGCGAAGUCUCGCCAGUUACCACGGCAUGUUAAAAAAUGCCAUUGUUCUGCUUAAGACAGACAGUGAUUCUCAGAAUGGCUGUUUCGCAAAUAAUCAUAUAAUAUCCAGUGAGCUGUUGAGCAAUUUAUAUACUCUUGAUGUAAAAAUAGUUAAAAGAGGCUUCGAACCUAUGACCGAACAACCCAAGGGUUGUGCGAUAGCAGCGCUACCUGCUGCAGCGCUAUGCUGCCUCCAAAAAUAAUCAUGUUCAUCUUGUGAUGUUUCUGGCACUUUCUUUCAUUGCAGUAACAGUACCGUGCUAAAAGCAUGUAUGUUCAGCACACACUUUUCCCUGAGCCAACUUAGAAUUAUUUAUCCAUUUUUACA